Anoplopoma fimbria (sablefish) is the source of this 5284-nucleotide messenger RNA. It is a transcript of the gene syt3, whose product is annotated as synaptotagmin III. The coding region runs from base 567 to 2258 and encodes 563 amino acids. The record is from RefSeq and is a predicted model, not a curated record. Gene Ontology annotation, biological process: regulation of dopamine secretion; regulation of calcium ion-dependent exocytosis; calcium-ion regulated exocytosis. Gene Ontology annotation, molecular function: phosphatidylserine binding; calcium ion binding; SNARE binding. Gene Ontology annotation, cellular component: membrane. Lineage: Eukaryota; Metazoa; Chordata; Actinopteri; Perciformes; Anoplopomatidae. The transcript has 13 exons.
GAGAGAGAGGGAGAGGAGGGGGUGGACAGAGAGAAAGAGGGCGGAAUGCCCCUUUACAAGCGUCGCAUCUGACUAAAGCAGCGGAGAGGCUCGUAAAUCCUACAUUGGACAGAAGAGACAGUGGUUUCUGCAACAGCAAGGGGAUGUUGGAGAGCUUCAAAAGGGUCUGCACAAAUCCGACAGUGGGUUCAAAUCUGAUGCUGAUGUGUUGGAGUGACCACGGAAACUGAUGUGUUCUACCGACUCCAGUUUGACCUAGAUGACUAAGAGCUCAUCUCUAUUCCCAACUUGAUGUUAAGGAAAGGGGUGGAUGUCGCUCAGUCAUACAUGGGCACAUCAGUCUGGUCUUUGUGAUCCAGACCAAGGCACCCUGCAGAGCCCCUUGUGUUCUUCCUUUAGUGCCGCUGCCCCCUCAGCUUCCUCCGCCUCCUCUAUCUCAGUUCACACCUUGAAAAAGGUGGACGGGCCAAAACUCUACUUACCCUAGCGCCGUCCGUUAGGUGAGGGCGGCGAGGGCUGCGCUGUCAUUGGCUGACUGCUGGUGAGAGUGCGAUGCGGAUAGGAGGAUGUCGGGGGACUGGGAUGAAGAACUGUGUAAGAAGGCAAUGUUUCUGGUGGAGGAGCUCUGCUUCAACUCUCCGAGAGGUCACAGCCAGAGUGAACGCUGCCAGGAGUUCAGCUACCUGCUGAGCGGUAGCACCAGGCCGCUGGACACAGAGAUCUCUGUCAGUCUGCUGUCGGUCAUCGUGACAUUCUGCGGCAUCGUCCUCCUCUCCGUCUCCCUUUUCGUCUCCUGGAAACUCUGCUGGCUGCCAUGGAGGGACAAAGAGGGCGGAGGCCUGAGCCUGACAUCGGGGUUGCUGCCUGGAAGUGCUGGUGUGGGAAGCCUCGGAGGCACCGGGGGCUCGUCACUCUUACCACCCCUGCUGCAGAGGAAGGAGGGCCACUCCUCGUCCUCCCUCUACCCCUCCCUGGGCCAGCAGGGCCAGCACCACCCUCAUUUCUCUGACCUGGUGGGGCUGGAGAGGGGGGAGGUCGGAGGUGUGGUUGGGGGGCCACAGGAGACCCAGGAGCCGUCUUACCUGGACAUGGACUCCUACCCCAACAAUGCUGGAACUCUGAAGCUGAGUCAGACAUCUCCAGAUGUCCCUAACUCCGAGGUUGGAGCCCAGCCCCAUAAAGACCUGCCCAACGCUCAUUCCCAGCAGCAGGUCACCUCCCGGCCCAAGCCUAUGACUCACCAGCUCUCCAGUCCUGAUUUCCACGGCGAGGAGAAGGAGCAGGUAACCAGCAUCGGGCAGAUCAAACCGGAGCUCUAUAGGCCCAAGGGCGACCUGGGCGAAGGCAAACAGGGCGACAACUGUGGCAAGAUCAGCUUCCUCCUGCGCUACGCCUUUAAUACGGAGCAAUUGGUGGUGAAGAUCCUGAAAGCUCUAGACCUGCCAGCCAAGGAUGCCAAUGGCUUCUCUGACCCAUACGUAAAGAUCUACCUACUGCCAGACAGGAAGAAGAAAUACCAGACCAAGGUCCACAGAAAGACCUUAAACCCAGUGUUCAAUGAGACGUUUCAGUUCGGCGUGCCGCUGAGUGAGCUACAUUCCAGAAAGCUGCAUUUCUCUGUUUACGACUUCGACCGCUUCUCCAGACACGACCUGAUCGGCCAGGUGGUGGUGGACAACCUGCUGGAUUUCAGCGAGGGCAGCGGGGACAAACCCGUUUGGAGGGACAUUGUGGAGGGCACCGCGGAGAAGGCUGAUCUCGGGGAGCUUAAUUUCUCGCUGUGUUACCUGCCCACUGCAGGCAGACUCACUGCUACAGUCAUUAAGGCAACCAACCUCAAAGCCAUGGACCUGACUGGCUUCUCAGACCCGUACGUGAAGGCCUCUCUGAUCUGUGACGGGCGAAGGCUUAAGAAGAGGAAGACCUCCAUUAAGAAGAACACACUGAACCCCACGUACAACGAGGCACUGGUGUUUGACAUUCCCAAUGAGAAUAUAGAAAGCGUAUCCAUCAUCAUUGCCGUGAUGGACUAUGACUGUAUUGGUCAUAACGAGGUUAUAGGGAUGUGUCGUGUGGGAAGCGAGGCUGAAGGUCCAGGGAGGGAGCACUGGACGGCCAUGCUGGCCAAUCCACGCAAACCAAUAGAGCAUUGGCAUCAGCUUGUGGAGGAAAAAGCAAUUGGUACAUUCGUGUCAAAGACUGCUACAGCAUCCUCCCCUAAGCCGCACAUCGUGGUGGACAGUCCUCACUCCGAUUAAAACUGUCGUUAUCAUCUCUCCAGCUCCAGACUUUCCUUUUCUUUCCUCUCAUCUGUGAAUAAUUCUCUCCAUCAAAGAAAGAGAGACGCGGAGACACUGCUUGUGUCCAACUGCUAGUGCUGUUUUUGCUCCUGCUAAUGAAUUCUCCAAGUCAUGUGCCGAAAAAACAACAUCCAUCACAAACUACACUUCUAGCAUCAGACCACACAUUUACAAACACACGCAGACACUUGUUGGUACAGUAGGACUGAUUUCGUAAAUGUAAAUUUGGGAUCAAGUAAGGGAACCAACACACACAACUUACACACACACACACACAUACACACACAGAGUUUUCAGUAUGUGCAUAGUUCAUGUGUACUUCAGAUUAGUGUAGUAUUUCAUCUAGGAGGACCGUGAUGUGACAAACUUUUCUCUCUUGAAAAAAAAAAAGAAAGCCAUCCUAGAAUGGCCAUUUCAACCAGGACCAAAGGUUCACGCCCUUGUACAGACUAUAAAAGAAGAAAAUCACUAUGUCGAUAUUUUUCUUUGCAAUAUUGGUGUACAGCAUCUGCCGUACUGUAUGGGAAAACAUCUCACACAGUACUUAGCAGGACAAAAAAAAAAAUCGAGGUGGAUUCUCCCGGCCAUUUUGGACGCCUUCUCCAGGCUCCGCAUCCUCUUGUUUCAGACUUAACUCGCUUAUUUUCCCCAGAGGAAAGACGACAAAGCGUCCAGUGGUCUUUAUUGAUGUCAGAGGAGCGAAAAAACGAGGCCAGUCUCAUCGGUUUAAGCAUGUUACGCAACCUUGAAAUGUGUUCCUCUUCCUCAUGCUUUUUGUCACCAUCCUCAUGGUGCUCAUCAGUAUCAACUUUUUUAUUUUCAUUUUGCUCUGUUGUUUGUGUGAAACAAUACACAUAUAUCCAUCAGCAAAGAAGUUUAUUCAUGCCAUUUUUACAGUCCUCUGAGGAUGCGAUGGUGUGACUAUUUGAUCGUGGCAGACUUUUCCUAUAGGACUACACAGGUUGAACCAAACCUGCCUUUAGGAUCGGACAAGCAUCUGUUUGAAUUGCACUUGCUAGAGGAUGUAUCCCACAGGGAUGGAUAUCACCACUCUGUUUUAUUUUUCUAUCAUUCAAGGACUGUUCUAUCUUUUCUUUUCUCAAGUCAUCGUCCAGAUUCAACUGAAAAAUGAUUUAUCUUCAAAUCCAUUUCAUGUCCCUGACAAGACUUUAGAAGGACACAUGUCCGUAUUGCUUUGAUUAGUGUGUUUCCGUGUUUGUGGGCGUGUUUGUUUUGUAUUUGUGUGCAUUUGUGUGUGUGUGUGUAUGCCUGUGUGUCACUGUGACCUUGUGUGUGUGACACGUUUCUGUGCUCACUCCCUCCCUCGUCCUUUUUCUGUCUUUGCCUCACUCACUCCCCAAAUCCCCCUGGCAAUAACAGACAGAGAAACGCUUGUCUGGGAGCCAAAUGUGUCUACUGUCCCGUGUCUUUACCAGGAGCCAUUUUGUGUGUGUGUGUGUGUGUGUGUGUGUGUGUGUGUGUGCGUGUGUGAAUGUGUGUGUGUACUAUACGUGCCUCAUUGCACUAGGUUGGGAAACACUUUCAUAGACAUUAGUUAGUAUUGUCUAUGUCGUAAUCAGAAAUCAGCUGCCAAUCAUUCAACCCCCCUCUCCUCUCUAACCCUUUGCCUGAUGUAAGUAACUGUGUUGAUCGUGUACUUUUUCAGUAAUUUGUGUACUGUAUGUCCGAAGGAAAAAGCAGAUGGCACAGUGAUUGAAAAAUGUAAUUGUUGGGGUGUGUUUACGUGAAGGAAUCAUUUUGUUGUGGCCUACAGAUAAUGACAAAUUUAGCCCCUCUUAAAGCAAGACGACACGGAGGAGGAGGAGGUGUUGUGAGAAAAUAGCGCCGGGAAUUUCUGCACUUCCUGUGAAAAGCGAUCCAGACUUAUAAAGCCAUGUCUGUCACUGCUACUACCACUACUACUGUAACCUCAGCAAAACAACAGUACAACACCUCACUACAGCUUCUUGUAUCGCUAUCGUUGCCAUUUCUCUCUCGUCCUCUCACACACACGCCUGUGCAGGAGGGUGUGCGUGUGUGUGUGUGUGUGUGUGUGUGUUUAAGGGUGGGGAUCUAGUUUCAGUCUCUUACUCACCGGGGUGCUUGAUCUGGUUCACGGGAGGUGGCACAUCCCGCAUCAUACCUGCAAGUAUUCUGUGUGAUUUGUCAGCUGGGGGAUUAUCGACCAGCUUGUAUAAGUAGAUAUGGUAUUGAUCCAUUGGUCUCAAGGCCCCAUAAUUCUCUCUUCCCCAGCCCCUCUCUCUCUCUCUGCUGGUGUCUACCCUAUUUAGUCCUUGUGUUACUGCCUGGUGAUAGAUUACAAAGCUCAUAGUGGAACCAGCACAUUCCCUUAUUCUCUCUCUCCCUCCCUCUCUUUCUGUCUAAUUACUGUCUGAUUACUCAUUCUCUCUAUCUGUCCUACAGCAAUACCCCCCCCCCGACACUCACCUCUCAAUUUCUCUCCCUCUGCUAUCUCACAUCCCUCCAUCUGCCCUCUUUCUUUCUGUGUAUGACCCCUUUCGUCCUCUCUAUUCUCUCUCGCUGUCUUGUCGUGUUAGUGCAGUUCUGAAUGGUCAUGGGGAAACAUGUUUGCAUGCUUAUAUUAACAUGAAUGAUGUCAACUUGAUGCAAUGAAAAAUUACAUAAGUGAUGCUUUAAGCAAAAUCUGACAAUGAACUUGAUACUAAUACUACUAAUGACGACUAAACCGAGACCCAGCAAUUGUUUAUCUCUGUGGUCAAAAGCAACGAUGAUGAAAAAACAUUGUUUAUGCUGUAUUUAUCUUUCUUGAAUUGGUAUUCUUUUUUGAUUUUCAAUUGUUUUUAUAUAUCAUUUAUUAAGAGGUUUACUUUUUUAUUGGUUAAGGCUGAGAAUUUGAGCGAGGGGUUCAGUCAGGGCGAUUGUUUCAGAAGGGACAGCAGUGCCAGGUCGCAGGAUAUCGGUGAAUGUGUAAGUAACAGUGUGGCUGAAGCAAUGAUCAUGGA